AAAAACCCGCCGGGAGCGGACGCAGCGGACGGACUGGAUCCCUGGAUCCCUGGCUUACGCGCUGAGUCACCUCCGGGGCCACCUGAUUAUUCGAUGAAGAACCUGUCCACCAGGCUCCGGUCCUGCCUGUCCUUGUCUGGACUCUACCGCCUUGUAAGAACGUCCGCCCUGCGGUCUACGCCGCCGUUGCAUUGCGUUUUACGCCUCUAUCCUUUGCCCUUGUCCAUUGGCUCCUCUGUCCCGCUGUUUUCCAUUCGUUGCGCGUGUGCGUUCGCAGCAUUUCGACGUCAUUAUGGCGCUCUCUGCAUGGCUUUUAAAAUUUCGUUGUUCUCUUUACCGGCUUACUCCCGGUGGAUUACUAGGUAGCCAAGCCCCCCCCCAUUUGGCCACAUUUAAGACCACUUAAUUAAGCACACCCGGCAUGGCACGCGGAUACCGCGUUCGUCGCGAUAGGGCUGAUGUGGCUGGAGCUGUGUGGUUAAA
This is a messenger RNA of Colletotrichum godetiae, 483 nucleotides long. RefSeq lists its product as uncharacterized. The coding region runs from base 94 to 366 and encodes 90 amino acids. The record is from RefSeq and is a predicted model, not a curated record. NCBI's taxonomy places the organism in Eukaryota, Fungi, Ascomycota, Sordariomycetes, Glomerellales, Glomerellaceae. The transcript has a single exon.